AGCAAACCAUCUUUAGCAAAAAUGAAGAGCGAGAGCCGCUAGGCUUAUAUUUGCCAUCGCCUAACUGCGUAGCCUGCGUAUAUGCGAGGGCGGACGGUCGGUCUUUGCUUUUUUCGGCUGAACUUUGCUCCCAAACCAAAUCAAACCCGCCGUCUUUUUGUGUUUUUGGGGGGUUUCUCAUAGACGUAUAUAGCUCUCUCUCAAUUCACAGUUCAAACAACGUUUUGUACAGUGCAAACCCUUUUGAUGUUGCGGUUUGUAUGUUAAUAGAGUAGCAGACGGUUAAGGAAAAUGGCGAGCAUAAGAUCAAGCUUGCCGAUGAGGCUUCGGCAACUUCUCUCUAGCAGUGGGGCAGUCGGUGGUCCCUCCGUUAAACUUGAUUCCGAGCCUGCAUACUGCACAUACAUGGCUAUUGUUUAUUUUCAAGUUGAAGCAUCAGUGUGUAGAAGAAAUCCUUUAGAGUUUUGCAUAGGAAAAGGAUCAUGGUCUAUUCGUGAGAAGCCUUCAAGGAUAAAAGCUUUUGUUGAAAAGGUUAUCCAGUGCCCGUUGCAGGAUAUAGCAAUUCCUCUCACUGUUUUUCGCUGGGAAUAUGGAAAGGGAAACUUCAACCAUUGGAGGCCUCUAUUUAUACAUUUUGACACAUAUUUCAAGACUUACUUGUCUUGCAGAAACGACCUCCUUUUGUCAGAUGACAUUUUAGGAGACGCCAGCCCAUUCCCUAAACAGGCAGUUUUACAAAUUCUGAGAGUUAUGCAGAUUAUUCUGGAAAAUUGCCGCAACAAGACUUCUUUCGCCGCGAUUGAGCAUUUCAAGCUAUUGCUUGCUUCACCAGAUCCGGAUAUUCUCAUAGCAGCUUUGGAGGCUCUCUGUGCAUUUGUGAAAAUAAUUCCAUCGAAAUUGCACGUGAAUGGAAAGAUGGUUGGAUGUGGGUCAGUGAACAGUUGUCUUUUAUCACUUGCACAAGGUUGGGGUAGCAAAGAAGAAGGCCUGGGUUUGUAUUCCUGUGUUUCUCGACAUGAAAGGUCUGAGGGUGAUGUGUUAUGCUUGUUUCCAUCUGAGGUACAAAAUGAUUGUGAUAAAUUGCACCAUCGCCUAGGGUCCACACUGUACUUUGAGUUGCGUGGCACUGUAUCUUCUGGGACAAGUAUAAUUCAGCUUCCCGAUCUUCAUUUGCGAGAAGAGGAUGACCUGUCACUCAUGAAGUUUUGUAUUCAGAAGUAUAAUGUGCCUUUGCAGCUCAGAUUUCCACUGUUCUCAAGAAUCAGAUAUGCUCGUGCAUUCCGUUCCUCCAGAAUAUGCAGACUUUACAGCAAGAUUUCUCUUCUUGCGUUUAUUGUGCUUGUACAGUCGAGUGAUGCUCAUGAUGAACUUGUUUCAUUUUUUGCUAAUGAGCCAGAGUAUACGAAUGAAUUGAUUAGAAUUGUGAAGUCUGAAGAAUUCAUAUCUGGCACCACGAGGACCCUUGCAAUGACAGCACUUGGAGCACAGUUAGCUGCAUAUGCUGCGUCUCAUGAAAGGGCACGAAUAUUGCGUGGAUCAAGCAUCAACGUUGUUAGUGGAAACCGUACGAUUCUCCUUAAUGUACUACAACGGGCAAUUAUAUCACUAAACAACCCUCUUGAUUUGUCAUCUGUUACCUAUGUUGAAGCCCUUCUACAAUUUUAUUUGCUUCAUGUGAUAUCUUCUUCAAAUGCUGGAACUGUUGUUAGGGGAUCUGGGAUGGUGCCCACCUUUUUGCCACUUUUAGAAGAUUCAGAUCCUACUCACUUUCGUCUUGUUUGUAUAGCUGUGAAAACUCUACAGAAGCUCAUGGACUACAGCAACACAGCUGUCACCCUUUUCAGAGACUUGGGUGGAAUUGAGCAUUUGAUUCGUAGAUUGCAGGUUGAAGUUCAGAGAGUGAUUGAUUUCCCUGGGUUGAAGGAUGAUACUGUGACCACAGAUGCAUAUUUUGAACUUGAUCAGUUGUACACUUAUAAGAGAUUGGUCAGAUCUUUGUUGAAGGCUCUUGGUUCUGCCACUUAUGCAACUUCAAAUGCUGUGCGAUCUCAGAAUUCUUAUGAUGUCACCUUGGGUUCCACAUUGUUGAUAAUUUUCAGAAACAAGGAAAAAUUUGGAGGUGAGAUCUUCUCUGCAGCCGUCACUCUUAUGAGUGAAAUGAUUCACAAAGAUCCAACAUGUUUUAAUGCAUUGUAUGACUUGGGUCUUCCUACGGCAUUCCUCUCAUCAGUUGUUUCUGGAAUACUUCCUUCUUCCAAAGCCAUUACAUGUAUUCCAAAUGGUCUUGGUGCUGUUUGCCUCAACUCUAAGGGCUUGGAGUCUGUCAGAGAAACUUCUGCUUUACGUUUCCUUGUUGAGAUCUUUACUGAUAGAAAGUAUGUGAUGGCUGUAAAUGAAUCCAUUGCUCCUUUGACAAAUGCGUUAGAAGAGCUGCUGCGGCAUGUAUCUUCUUUGAGAGGUACUGGUGUUGAUCUUAUAAUUGAGAUAAUUAACAGAACUGCACAGCUUGCUGAUAUCAAGUUCAAGGGGUUUAUUAGAAAAACAGAUGAAAUGGAAAUGGAUUCCGCGGAAUCUGAGGGUACGGAAAACGUAGGUGGGUGCUCCAAAAUUGGUGAAGCAGGUUGUUCUGUUGAUGGUAUCAGUGAUCAGCAGUGUAUGCAAAUUUGCAUCUUUCAUGUGAUUGUCCUACUUCACAGGACAAUGGAAAAUUCUGAAACCUGUCGCUUAUUUGUGGAGAAAUCUGGUAUUGAAGCUUUGCUGAAACUUCUUUUACGCCCAAGCAUUACUCAAUCGUCAGAAGGAAUGUCGAUAGCCUUAAAUAGCACUGUGGUAUUCAAGUGUUUUACGCAGCACCAUUCCACUCCUUUGGCUCGUGCUAUUUGCUCGUCUCUGCGUGAUCUUUUGAAAGAAACUCUGUCUAGGUUCAGUGUUGUCUCUGGUUCCUUUCUGCUGGAUCCCAACUCCAGACCAGAUCCCGUAUUAUUUUCUUCUCUAUCUCUAAUCGAGUUUGCAUUAUUUCUCGCUGCCUCGAAAGAUACUCGUUGGGUUAAUGCGUUGCUCACUGAAUUUGGUAAUGGCGAAAACGGUGUCCUAGUAGAUAUCAGUCAUAUUCAUCGUGAAGUCCUAUGGCAAAUCGCAUUGCUUGAAGAUGCGAAGGCUGGAACAGAAGAUGAAUCAGCUGUUAGAGUUAAUGCCUCACAACAGUCUGCGUUGGGCAUGAAUGACACUGAAGACCCCAGGUCGAACUCAUUCAGGCAGUCGCUUGAUCCAUUGCUUAGAAGGCGAACUUCAGGAUGGAGCUUUGAGUCGCAAUUUUUUGACCUUAUAAAUUGGUAUCGUGAUCUUAGUCGGCCUUCAAGUCUUCAUCUUCAGCAGGUUCAAUCAGUUCAGGAACAGCAUGGGUCUGGUUCCUCUGAUUUUUCUGAAUACAGUUCUAGAAAGGAUGAUGACAAUCAAAGAUCAUACUAUCAAUCGUGCUGUGACAUGGUAUCGUCUUUAUCAAUUCACAUUACCCGUAUGUUUCAAGAGUUGGGGAAGGUGAUGCUGUUACCUUCUCGUCGAAGGGAGGAUACACUAAACGUUUCGCCUUCUGCAAAAUCAGUGGCUUCUACCUUUGCUUCUAUAGCUGCCAAUCACAUGAGUUUUACAGGUCAUGUCAGCCCUUCUGGAUCUGAGGCUUCUGUGUCAACCAAGUGUCGCUAUUUUGGCAAGGUUAUUGAUUUCAUUGACAGUAUUCUUAUGGAUAAGCCAGAUUCAGUUAACCUCGUUAUCUUAAAUUGUUUGUAUGGAAGAGGAGUUAUUCAUACAGUCUUGACUACAUUCGAGGCCACCAGUCAAUUGCCUUUUGCCAUCACUAGGGCUCCUGCUUCUCCAAUGGAGAUUGAUGAGGGAAGGCAAAAUCAAGUUGAAGAAGCUGAUUACUCGUGGAUAUAUGGACCUUUAGCUAGUUAUGGUAAACUUAUGGACCACUUUGUGACUUCGUCUUUUAUUCUAUCGCCAUCCAACAAGCAUCUGCUAACCCAGCCUCUAGUGCAAGGGGAUAUUUUAUUUCCUCGAGAUGCAGAAACGUUUGUCAAAAUUCUCCAGUCCAUGGUAUUGAAGGCUGUGCUUCCUGUUUGGACCCACCCUCGUUUCCCUGAAUGCAGUUACGAAUUCAUUGCAGCGGUUGUUAACAUUUUUAGACAUAUUUUCUCUGGAGUGGAAGUGAAAAAUGUUGGUAUUAAUGUGGGUCGUCUGGCUGGUCCUCCGCUGAAUGAGUCAGCCAUUUCAACAAUUGUAGAGAUGGGGUUUUCGAGGUCUCGGGCAGAAGAAGCCUUAAGACAUGUGGGUUCUAAUAGUGUGGAGCUUGCAAUGGAAUGGUUAUUCUCACAUUCUGAGGAAACGCCAGAGGAUGACGAGCUUGCUCGAGCGCUGGCAAUGUCCCUUGGGAACCCUGGUACGGAGACGAAAGAAGCUGUGACGGAUGAAAAACCUGAGCCUGUUGAAGAGGAAUUUGUGCAACUUCCUCCAGUGGAUGACUUGCUGUCGACAUGUCGGAGACUUGUGCAAAUGAAAGAGACAUUAGUUUUCCCUGUUAGGGACUUGCUUGUGAUGAUUUGCUCACAUAAUGAAGGUCAUGAAAGACCACACAUAGUUUCAUUUAUCGUCGAACAAGUGAAAAUUUGCAGUAGCACGUAUGGAAGUGAAAACCAAAACACGCUUUCUGCCUUUUUCCAUGUACUUGCUCUAAUACUUCAUGAAGAUGCAGCUUCUCGAGAAUUAGCCUCCAAAAAUGGUUUCGUGAAAGUUGCAUCAGAGCUUCUUCAAUUGUGGAGUAAUUCCAAUGAACAAGAAUCAUCUCAAGUCCCAAAAUGGGUAACUUCAGCAUUUGUUGCCAUUGAUCGCCUUGCUCAAGUGGACACUAAAUCCAAUGCUGAUGUGCUAGAAGUUCUGAUGAAGAAUGCUGGUGGCAAUCAUACUUCAAUUGUUAUUGAUGAUGAUAAGCAUAACAAAGCACCAAUGUCUUUGGGGCAGUUGAAAAUUUUGGAUUUGCACGAGCAGAAUAGACUAAUUGAAGUAGCUUGCAAUUGCAUCAGGAAACAAUUGCCUUCUGAAACAAUGCAUGCUGUUUUGCAGCUCUGUUCUACCCUAACGAGGACUCACUCAGUUGCUGUUAGCUUUCUUGAGGCUGGAGGCCUGCAUUUGAUCCUUUCCUUGCCUGCUAGGAGCUUGUUUGUUGGUUUUGACUGUGUUGUAGCUGUUAUAAUACGCCACAUCCUUGAAGAUUCUCAAACCUUACAGCAGGCCAUGGAGUCUGAGAUACGGCAUACUUUCCUGACUUUUGCUAACCGGCAGUCUACUGGAAGGCUUACUCCACGAAAUUUUCUGUCAAAUUUAAGUGCCCUUAUUCAACGUGAUCCCAUAAUUUUUAUGCAAGCUGCCAAGUCUGUUUGUUAUGUUGAGAUGGUUGGUGAUCGACCGUAUGUUGUUUUAAUAAAAGACCGUGAGAAGGAUAAAUGUAAGGAGAAAGAGAAGGAGAAGGAGAAAAACCAAGGUAAUGAUGGGAAGACGAGCAUUCCUAGCAGUGCUCAGGGGAAGCUUCUUGAUGUAAAUUCUAAAACCUCCAAGGUGCAUAGAAAACCUCCACAUAGUUUUGUAAACGUGAUUGAUCUUCUACUGGAUUUAGUAUUGACCUUCUUGCCACCUGCUUCUGAAGAUAAAUCUGUUGUCAAUGAUGGCUCAUCAUCUAUAGAUAUGGAAAUUGAUGUUUCUGCCAGCAAAGGUAAAGGAAAAGCUGUUACCUCCCUGUCUAAAUCAAAUGAAGCAAACGAUGAAGAAUUCCCAGUGUCCAUGGUGAAGGUUAUAUUUAUACUGAAGCUCUUGACCGAGAUUCUUUUCAUGUAUAGUUCCUCCAUUCAUAUUCUCGUGCGGAAGGAUUCCGAAGUUUGUGGCUACAGGGGAGUUACCCAACAAGCUGACGCUCCUUGCUCAGUUGGUGGGAUAUUUCAUCAUGUUCUUUACAAGUUUCUUCCAUAUACUAAAAAUCCUAAAAAGGAUAGGAAAACGGAAGUGGAUUGGCUCCAUAAACUGGCCAGUAAAGCCAACCAUUUUCUGGUGUCUUCUUGUGUUCGCUCAACUGAGGCAAGGAAAAGAAUAUUCUCAGAGAUCACUAAUGUUUUCAACGACUUUGUUGACUCUUCUAAUGGUUUUAGGGCUCCAGGAGCUGACAUUCAGUCUCUCACUGAUUUACUCCACGAUGUUCUGUCUGCUCGGUCACCCACUGGUUCAUACAUAACAGCAGAAGCUUCGGUCACUUUCAUAGAAGUUGGUCUUGUUCAGCCACUCACCCGAAUACUCCGUGUUUUGGACCUGGACCAUACUGACUCAACGAAGGUUGCUGCUGGAAUUGUGAAAGUUUUGGAGUUAGUGACCAAGGAACACGUUAAUGCUUUUGAGUCCAUUAAUGGAAAAGAAGAGCAAUUGAUAACACCUGCUGAUCCUAGUGAGCCUGGGGUAGGAAAUGCCGGUGGUCUGCGUGCUGCUGAUACUGCAGUUAAUGCUAAUGAAAAUUCAGUGCAAAUAGACGGGAGUGAGGCGUCUCACACAGUGCAGAACUAUGGUGGACCUGAGACAGUCAAUGAUGAUAUGGAACACGACCAGGAUAGGGGCUUUUUAGCUGCUGUAGAUGAUUACAUGCAGGAGAACACUGAGGGGACACAAAAUCUUCAAAGUGGCCUUGACACUGUUGGGAUUAGAUUUGAAAUCCGCCCUAAUAUAAGAGGGGAUCUUGAUGAAGAUGAAGAUGAUGAUGAUGAGAUAUCUGGUGAUGAAGAGGAUGGAGUUAAUGAUGAUGAAGAUGAGGAUGCUGAUGACGAGCACAAUAAUAUUGAACAAGAUGAAGCCCAUCUUCUCCCACAUACCGACACUGACCAAGAUGACCAUGACAUUGAUGAAGAUGAAUUUGACGAGGAUGUGAUGGAAGAGGAUGAAGAUGAAGAGGACGACGAGGAUGGUGUUAUUUUGCAACUAGGUGACGGAAUGAAUGGUGUAAAUGUAUUUGAUCAAAUAGAGGUUUUUGGCAGAGAUAGCAUCUCCAGUGGAACAUUUCAAGUCAUGCCUGUUGAAAUAUUUGGCUCCAGACGGCAGGGGCGAACCACAUCCAUAUACAAUUUCUUAGGGAGAAGUGGUGAUAGAGCUGGCCCUUCCCGACAUCCACUUCUAGUGGAACCACAUCCUUCGCUGAAUACAUUUCUUCCUAGACCAUCAGAGAAUAACCAUGAUGCGCGCUCCAACUCAGAAGCUCUGUCACAGUUAGACUCCGUUUUCAGAUCACUUCGACAUGGCCGACAAGGGCAUAGAUUUGAUUUGUUGGCCAAUGAAGACCAGCUAAGCAAUGGAUCAAACUCAUCUGGUGUCCCUCAAGGGCUUGAGGAAGUACUUGUUUCCAGCUUGACGCGCCCCUCUACGGAGAAACCCUCCAACAAUACUGCAGCUGUUGAAUCUCAAAACGGAGUUGAAGUUGGUCUGUCCGCUGCAUCUGCUGAGACAACGGCUGGAAAUCAAGAAAGUGUCGGAGGCAUAACUGAACAUCCUCCUUCAGCAGUGUUGGAGAGUACCAGAGUUGGUAAUGUUCCAACUGCACAUGAAACUCAGGGUAUGGAAUCUUCAAAUCAACCACCUCAGUCUGUUGAUAUUCAGGACGACCAUGCUGAUGUCAUGCGUGAUGUUGAAGCAGUGAGUCAGGAGAGUAGUGGAAGUGGGGCCACUUUAGGUGAAAGCUUACGAAGUCUGGAUGUUGAAAUUGGAAGUGCUGAUGGUCAUGAUGAUGGUGGAGAUAGACAAGCAGGUAGUGAUGCCCGAAUAAGGAGAAUUAAUCCUUCUUUUGGUAAUAACCCAUCUCUGAGUGGGAGAGAUGCACCACUUCAUAGCGUCACAGAAGUUUCAGAAGACCCAAUCCUAGAGGCAGAACAAACCGCACCCCCUAAUGAAGAGCAAAAUAAUCACGAUGCUGAACCUAUUGAUCCUGCUUUUCUUGACGCACUUCCCGAGGAGUUGCGUGCUGAGGUUCUUUCUGCCCAACCUAGUGAAACUUCAAAUCCGCAAAAUCCCGAACCCCAAAAUAAUGGGGAUAUAGACCCUGAGUUUCUUGCAGCACUCCCCCCUGAUAUCCGUGAAGAGGUUUUGGCGCAACAAAGGGCUCAAAGGCUGCAGCAGUCCCAUGAACUGGAAGGUCAACCUGUUGAAAUGGACACUGUCUCAAUCAUUGCGACGUUUCCUUCAGACAUAAGAGAAGAGGUUCUUCUAACUUCCUCUGACGCUAUUCUUGCAAAUUUAACCCCGGCCCUUGUUGCUGAAGCAAACAUGUUGCGCGAAAGGUUUGCACGUAGGUACAAUCAAACUCUAUUUGGUAUAUAUCCGCGAAACCGCAGGGGUGAGUCUUCUAGGCGAGGUGUGGAUAGAGUUGGUGGUGGCCUUUCUCGUCGAUCUACUGCUAUUACGCCAGUCGAGGCUGAGGGAUUGCCUUUGGUCGACACAGAAGGUCUGGAGUCACUGAUUCGGUUGCUUCGUGUUGUUCAGCCACUUUAUAGAGGUCAACAGAGACUACUUCUUAACCUCUGUGCUCACGCUGAAACCCGAAGUGAUUUGUUAAAAAUUUUGAUGGACUUAUUACUGCCGGAUAAGCGAAGUUUUCCCAGUGAUCUGAAUGCUACGGAACCUCCUUACAGGCUGUACGCUUGCAAGCAUGUGAUGUAUUCUCGUCCUCAGUAUGUUGAUGGUGUUCCCCCUUUGGUGUCUCGUCGAGCUCUAGAGACUCUCACCUACUUGUCCCGUAACCAUCCUUUGGUUGCACAACUAUUACUUGAGCUCAGAUUGCCACAAGUGAAUUUUAAGGAGUCCCCGAGCUCAGAUGAAAAAGGGAAAAAAGCUAUGAUGCUUUCCGAUGAAGACAUGUCAGAAAAAUACACAGAAAGGCAGUCAUCUCUGACAUUGCUUCUAAGCCUCUUCAACCGGCCACUUUAUUUAAGAAGCAUAGUUCAUCUAGAGCAGCUGCUAAAUUUAUUGGAUGUCAUCCUUGAUAAUGCCGAGAAGAAAUCAAAUUCAUCUCAUGACCCUGGGUCAUCUGCAUCUGAACAGCCAUCCAAUCCUCAAGAUUCCACAUCAGUAGUUGCUUCAACAUCAGGGGAAGGUAACUCUUCCUUGAAAGCAUUGUCUUCUGAUGAAGAUAAAGAGCAGAAUGCUAAAGACCUCAACAACUUGCCGAAGUUGGAGCUUCAACGUCUUUGCUCACUUCUUGCAUCCGAAGGUCUCUCAGAUAAUGCCUACACCCUUGCCGCGGAGGUAUUAAGAAAGCUGGUGACGGUUGCUCCUAUUCAUUGUAAUCACUUUAUCACUGAGCUUGCUGGUUCAGUUCGAAACCUCACCAAGUCCGCUAUAGAAGAGUUACACGUCUUUGGCGACAUAGAGAAAGCUCUCCUUUUUACUACUACUCAUGGGGCUCCAGUUCUCAGGGUCCUGCAAGCAUUGAGCUCUUUAGUUGUUGUACUGCUCAGUAAGGACAAGAAACAUCAGAACAUCCCUGAUACGGAGUACACUGCUGCUGUUUCGGUGGUUUGGGAUAUUAAUGCAGCUCUUGAGCCAUUGUGGCAGGAACUGAGCAACUGCAUAAGCAAAAUAGAGACUUACUCUGAUAUGGUAUCCGAUCGUUCAACUUCAUCUGUCAAACCAUCUAGCAGCUCAGUGCCCUCACUUCCUGCAGGAACUCAGAAUGUUUUGCCAUACAUAGAGUCGUUCUUUGUGACGUGUGAGAAGUUGAACCCUGGUCAGUCGAGUUCAGGCACUGAUUUUGGUGCUACUUCUGUUUCUGAUGUUGACGAGGGUAUUGCAUCUUCUAGUCAAGUCAAACCUUCAGGAUCAGCUUUGAAAGUGGAUGAGAAACAUGUUGCUUUCUUAAGGUUCUCAGAGAAGCACAGAAAGCUUCUCAAUGCUUUUGUGAGGCAAAAUCCAGGAUUGCUUGAGAAGUCCUUUUCACUUAUGCUCAAAGUUCCUCGCUUUAUUGAUUUUGAUAAUAAACGUUCCCACUUUAGAUCCAAGAUAAAGGACCAGCACGAUACUCAUCACAGUCCUGUGAGAAUUUCUGUGAGAAGAGCUUACAUCCUUGAAGAUUCGUACAAUCAGCUGCGUUUGAGGCCUGCACAAGAUUUGAAGGGUAGAUUGAAUGUUCAUUUUCAAGGGGAGGAAGGAAUUGACGCUGGUGGUCUUACCAGGGAGUGGUAUCAGUUGCUCUCUAGGGUAAUCUUCGACAAGGGGGCACUACUAUUCACAACCGUCGGGAAUGAAUCAACAUUUCAGCCAAACCCCAAUUCUGUUUACCAAACCGAGCAUCUCUCGUACUUCAAAUUUGUUGGGCGAGUUGUUGGGAAGGCACUAUUUGAUGGGCAGCUCCUUGAUGUUCACUUCACUCGCUCCUUUUACAAGCAUAUUCUUGGGGUUAAAGUUACAUAUCAUGAUAUUGAAGCUAUUGAUCCAGAUUAUUUUAAGAAUUUGAAAUGGCUGCUUGAGAAUGAUAUAAGCGAUGUCCUGGACUUGACUUUCAGCAUUGAUGCUGACGAAGAAAAGCUGAUUCUUUAUGAACGUACUCAAGUAACUGACUAUGAACUAAUCCCUGGAGGUCGAAAUAUUAGAGUAACUGAGGGUAACAAGCACCAAUACGUUGAUUUAGUUGCUGAACAUCGGUUGACAACUGCCAUUCGUCCUCAGAUAAAUGCAUUCAUGGAGGGGUUUAAUGAACUAAUCUCUCGUGAUUUGAUAUCUAUAUUCAAUGACAAGGAAUUGGAACUCCUGAUAAGUGGGCUGCCUGACAUCGACUUGGAUGAUCUGAGGGCAAAUACAGAGUACUCAGGGUACAGUACCGCUUCUCCAGCUAUUCAGUGGUUCUGGGAGAUUGUUCAAGGAUUCAGCAAAGAAGAUAAAGCUCGCCUGCUGCAAUUUGUGACUGGAACAUCAAAGGUGCCUUUAGAAGGAUUUGGUGCACUUCAAGGAAUUUCAGGAUCACAAAAAUUCCAGAUUCACAAGGCAUAUGGCAGUCCCGAUCAUUUGCCUUCUGCUCACACAUGUUUCAAUCAGUUGGAUCUUCCGGAAUAUCCUUCCAAGGAGCGGUUGGAGGAGAGACUCUUGCUUGCUAUCCAUGAAGGCAGUGAGGGUUUUGGAUUCGGUUAAGUGCCGCAAAAUAUUAGUGGAAAUUCAUUGUAUAGAUAGUGUCGUUCGAAGGAAGAAAUAGGUUCAUGACAUCUUUUAGAAGCUGCCUCCUAUAAAUACUGUACAGUGCGAUGUUUGCUUUGGCAUUUUACCGCCAGUUUUUUCCGAAUUUUGAUUCUGAUGAAUGGUGAUAUCUUAGCAAUUUUCAUAUUUUAAAAGGUGCAUUUGUUGCAGAGUUGCAUGAUUCCAUAUGAUAUUGGAUAUUACUCUUUCACAUAUAUUAUCACGAUAAAGGUAGAAGAUUAAGCUUAAGAAGUAUAUUGUGCGUGGUCAUGGAACAUUUAACCAAUGAGUGGCCUUU
Striga asiatica is the source of this 11536-nucleotide messenger RNA. The record is from the annotation of a GenBank genome assembly. NCBI's taxonomy places the organism in Eukaryota, Viridiplantae, Streptophyta, Magnoliopsida, Lamiales, Orobanchaceae.